Molecule: messenger RNA, 1386 nt
Organism: Trichoplax adhaerens
Lineage: Eukaryota; Metazoa; Placozoa; Uniplacotomia; Trichoplacea; Trichoplacidae
Exons: 14
Coding region: 1-1386 (461 amino acids)
Source: RefSeq, a predicted model, not a curated record
AUGCCUCGUGGAUUUCUACGGCUGGAAACUCGUAGUCGAGCUAAAGAAGAUGUAAAGAGAAUAUUAACCGCAAUUGACAAAGUCAGGAAAUGGGAAAAGAAAUGGGUUGAUGUUAAGGGAUGCUCUCUUAAGACAUAUAAAUGGGUCCCUAUUACUGAACCCAAACCGAACCAGACAACUUUAAACAAGGAUGAAGCUCUGGCUGUUGGAGACAAAAGAGACAGAUUUGAUGAUGAAGUUUCAGAUAUAAAUAGUAGUUCAAUUUCACUGAAUUACAAUGAUAGUUUCGUAGUUGAAGGCAAUGAAGGAAGUAUUCAAGCUGAUGACCAAGAGCCUACGCCAAAGAAAAUCUGCCCAAGUCAAGAUGUCAGUAAGAGUCAAGUCUCCUUUACGAUUGGUUCCGAUGGUGAAAGCAAUGAUUCGGACAGUGAAAAUACUACAAAUUUAUUCGUAUUGGAAAAUAAAGAAGAGUCCGCCAGUGUUCCCGCAUCAGAUAAUGAAAAUACUAAGGAAUGGAAGUUUUCAGAAGACAAAAACAUGUCGAUAUCGAACGCGAGUGAUUGUUGUUUACAAGAAGCCUCCGCUGAUGCCGAUAAGUCUGAGAAAGAAGAUGUAAAUCGUAUUAUACCAGCAGAAUCCGAUUUAGAUACUUCAUAUAAAGAUAUACCUGAUCCCUCAUGUAAGGACGAUGCAGCAAAGAUGUUAGAAAGUUACUUUUCAAGUUUAAUAGCUAAAAAACUUCGAAUGCCUAGCGCUGCCGCAUUUCAGGGUUACGAAACCAUGAUGAAUCGAAAAUCGAAAUUUAUUGAUCAACUAGCAAGUGAACUAAUGUUAGGCAGGUUAUUAAUGUUGACAGAAGAACACAACAUUGAUCAUGCAAGUUCAUUGCCUGUUAUAGAAAUAUCUUCUGCUUUGGAAGCACCGCGAGAUUCGCAGUUUUUAGCCGAAUGGAGACAAAUGAAUCGUACAUCCUUGCAAUAUAAGAAUGCUAAAGAGACUGCGUUAAGAUGCAAAUUAAAUGAUAAGGAAAAAUUCCAAUCAAGUUCUUGCAUUGGGUUCGAGAGUAAUCAGAUUGCUAGAAGAAAUUCAGCUAAAGAGAUUGAAACACGAGUGUACAGACAUCCUAUUGUAAUUCAUGUAUACGACGAUGCAAACCAGAUAACCAAGGACUUCAUUUGCCCUCGCGAAUUACUGGUUAAGGAAAUGCAGUACUUUGCUGAGUGCCUACCGCAUGAUAUAUCUUCCCCAGAUGAUAUCGAUAUUUCAGUUCACUGCGAUAUCAAAAUAUUCCGUUGGUUAAUGGAGUACGUAAAGAGUAACGAUAAGGAUGCUAACAGCGAUCAAUCAAAAAUCACAGAGAAACCCAAAUUAGGUAUAUUUUUAUAA